This is a messenger RNA of Guyanagaster necrorhizus, 1516 nucleotides long. RefSeq names its product GroES-like protein. Gene Ontology annotation, molecular function: L-iditol 2-dehydrogenase (NAD+) activity; zinc ion binding. Gene Ontology annotation, biological process: D-sorbitol catabolic process. The record is from RefSeq and is a predicted model, not a curated record. NCBI's taxonomy places the organism in Eukaryota, Fungi, Basidiomycota, Agaricomycetes, Agaricales, Physalacriaceae. Bases 136 to 1248 code for a protein of 370 amino acids. The transcript is spliced from 4 exons.
AUAAGGGCAGUCUUGCCUUGGAGAGAGAACAUUCUCUUAGGAACGGCCCGAAGAUCCGGACAGCAGUAGUACAUAAGACCCAGCACGAGUGCGUCCUAUCCAGACCCUUCCGAACCAUUCUACACUCCCUCUAAAAUGGACGGAAUGAUUUCUUCCCUUGUGCUACACGCUCCCCGCGACCUUCGACUCAGUCGUCGACUGCUUCCUCCUCCUCCCCCUCACCACGUACAGAUCGCUGUCCUGUCAACUGGUCUGUGCGGCUCCGACCUCCAUUAUUACCUCCAUGCUCGUAACGGAGCCUUCGCUCUUCAGGCGCCUCUUGUUCUAGGACAUGAAUCUGCAGGCGUAAUAACUGCCGUUGGUCCCUUCGUCACAGACUUCCACCCAGGGCAGUACGUCGCCAUUGAGGCGGGUAUUCCUUGCGAAUCUUGCGAGUGGUGUAGGACCAAUAGGUAUAACUUGUGCGAAAGAAUGCGCUUUCGCAGCAGCGCGAAGACAUUCCCGCAUCUGGACGGCACAAUGCAGACGAAGAUCAACCAUCCUGCGAAGCGAGUGCACGCGCUACCUCCAGGCGUUUCUUGUGAGCAGGGUGCACUAGCAGAGCCAUUAUCUGUCCUUUUACAUGCUUCAAGACGAGCAAGGCUUACCCACCAUACCCAAAGAGUAUUGGUGUUCGGUGCAGGAGCAAUCGGUAUGCUCGCCGCUGGUUUGGCGCGUUCUAGAGGGAUUCCGAGCGAAUCCAUUGCCAUGGUUGACAUCAAUCGUGAACGACUGGCGUUUGCGAAAGAUCACGGUCUUGUGGGAAAGGUAUUCUGCCUACCUCCGCCGACGCCUAUGAAGGGAUUAGACGGACUUGAGCGGAGUAGAUCGCAGGCACUGGUAUUCGGGGGCGGAUACGACAUCGUAUUUGAAUGCACGGGUGCUGAACCAUGCAUACAAAUGGCUGUUUUCAGCACGAAAACCGGAGGAAAGGUCCUUCUCAUCGGAAUGGGAGCGCCAAGUGCCUUCAUCCCCAUCAGCAACGCAGCCACCCGAGAAGUAGAUAUAAUUGGAAGUUUCCGAUACGCAGACACGUAUAAGGAGGCCCUCGAACUACUUGCUGGCGACACGCUACCGCCGAUAACAGACCUCAUCACUCAUCGUGUACCGUUCAACGCCGACGCCGUAAAAGGAGCAUUUGAGGCCAUGGCCAAGGGGAGGGACGAGAAGGGCAAGUUGGUCAUCAAGGUUAUUGUUGGUGGCAAUUAAUUAGAUGCUGAGAGCAUGGACCGUGUAAAGUCUUGUGCGGAGAGAGAUGAAUGAUCGACCGAUCGAUGCGGGGUCGGAUAUAGAGUCGUUCAUUUUUGUGCUGUAGCCUUCGUCGACGAUUCGGAUGGAUUUAUUUAUCGAAUGUAUACCACUUAGAAAUUUAAAGGAGAAAAUCCAAUUUCGGGUCGUAGGAAUAUAUCCGGCGUCAGAUCACUGUCAUACGGCUUGCAUACGGCCAGAGUUUAGGCAACAUGACAUCUGCCACCUG